CCUAUUAGUGACGUCCAUGGUACAAACGUGGCCAGACACAUUUCCUUACGCAAGCACCUCAAUCGUCGACGAAAAGGAGAGAUACCUCAGUGUGUCAGCAAUCACGCUUCUCCUGACCUCGAGCCUUUACAAGACAGAAUAGACUCUUUCGGAUCUAGAAGCGUUUCCUCCAAAACACAUGACAGAAGCCCACGAAACUGCAAUUGUCCUGAUCGAGCUCAAGAGAAUCUGACUACUCCAUCUUCAUUGCCUUCAGGCGCCAUCGCUACAUCUAGCACAGGCAUCAUACUCAUUGAUACGGUUUCGGGCCUCAAGCUGCAGGCUGCUUCUUCGUCGACAUUCCACGACGCUAGACUUCCUACCGACACACAGGCUCCUCUCCAGUCCCGCAUUCAAGCUUCAUCUGGCGGCGUAGAGCACGAUAGAGACUAUGUGGUGGCCCUGGAAACCCUUCAGAGAUGGGAGUCAGAAGAGGAAGAUCAACUCACGGCGCGACUAGCACGCGAUUACAGCAUGGCCUUGCAAUUACAGCAAGAGGAGGAUAGUAGGCAUGCUGCAGAAUCACAACCUCCAACCAGAGAGUGUACCGUGUGUUGUGAGUCGUUCCAUCCGCUGGAAUUUCCAGCCAAGCCUCCGUCGAAUGCAUGUACACACACUGCACAAGUCUGCUGCCCAUGUCUACAACAGUGGGUCGCUACAAAGAUCGAUGCAAACGCACGAGCAGCGAUUGAUUGUCCACAAUGUACAACACGUCUGAACCACGAGGAUGUCCGUCGCGCCUGCAAUUUCGAGACCUUUGCCAAAUACGACAAAUUCGCCACGCUGACCGUCGUGGAUAGCUUGCAGGACUUCCACUGGUGUCUACGUACUGGUUGUACAGGAGGGCAGGAAUAUGUCGGCGGGAACUCGGGGUAUAUGAAGUGCUACGCUUGCGACUAUGAGCAGUGUCUUCAACACAAAACUGGCUGGCAUUCUGGCGAAAGCUGCAGACAAUACGAUGCACGCCUCCAGAACCAAGCCAGCAAGAAGAACCGUGAUCAAGAGGAGCGUGAGACAGCUAGAUUCAUGAACGAACAACAGAUCAAGACUGUCUGGAAAAAAUGCCCGGGUUGCCAGGUCUUGAUUGAGAAGAAUGAUGGUUGCGAUCAGAUUAGGUGCAAGAUGGAAAACUGCCAACAACAGUUCUGCUGGGAAUGUCUGGCGACUUGGGAAUCUAUGUUGGAACAUAAAGAGAAAGCGCAUGCUGUCAGUUGCAAGUACAGAUCGUCUAGAAAAUACCCGUAUAGGUAUGUC
Messenger RNA from Aureobasidium uvarum, 1293 nucleotides. The record is from the annotation of a GenBank genome assembly. Lineage: Eukaryota; Fungi; Ascomycota; Dothideomycetes; Dothideales; Saccotheciaceae.